CAAUUCUUAUUUCAAACUACUUCAACACAACCAACUCCUCUACUCCUCUUCUCUUAUAUAUCACCCCUCCUCCACCAUUCUUCCCAUUCAUAAUCUUUCCAUUCAUUUCUCUUAAUUUUCUUUUUGACUGAUUAAAAAAUGUCAACUACAGUUGAUAUUCCAGCUGAAUCAAGUGCUGCUGCUAAGGGAAAAGCUCCUCUAAUAGGAUUAACUUCUUUAAGCCAUGCAAAGGGAAGAGGAUACAACAAGGGUUUUGCCAUUUGUGACUUCCUUUUGAGGUUAGGUGCUGUAAUUUCUGCUCUUUCUGCUGCUGCUACAAUGGGAACUAGUGAUGAAACUCUUCCCUUCUUCACCCAGUUCUUCCAGUUUGAAGCUAGCUAUGAUGAUCUUCCCACUCUUCAGUUCUUUCUUAUUGCUAUGGCAAUAAUUGGAGGCUAUUUAGUCCUUUCCCUUCCCUUCUCUGUUGUAGCAAUCAUUCGCCCCAAUGCUGUUGGACUAAGGCUCCUUCUUCUGAUUCUGGACACUGUGGCUCUGACGUUGAACACGGCAGCUGCAGCCGCUGCGGCGGCCAUAGUGUAUUUGGCUCACAAUGGAAACCCAAGCGCGAACUGGCUCGCUGUGUGCCAACAAUUUGGUGAUUUUUGCCAGAAAGUUAGUGGGGCUGUGGUGGCUGCCUUUGUUUCAGUUGUUGUGUUCAUGUUGUUAGUUGUGAUUUCUGGUCUGGCUCUUCGGAGACAGAGUUAAUUAUGCUUUUAAUUCUUUUCAUAUUUGC
Molecule: messenger RNA, 772 nt
Organism: Manihot esculenta (cassava)
Lineage: Eukaryota; Viridiplantae; Streptophyta; Magnoliopsida; Malpighiales; Euphorbiaceae
Product: casparian strip membrane protein 1
Exons: 3
Coding region: 139-744 (201 amino acids)
Source: RefSeq, a predicted model, not a curated record